This is a messenger RNA of Mytilus trossulus (common blue mussel), 303 nucleotides long. Its product is annotated as immunoglobulin G-binding protein A-like. The record is from RefSeq and is a predicted model, not a curated record. The transcript has 2 exons. Lineage: Eukaryota; Metazoa; Mollusca; Bivalvia; Mytilida; Mytilidae. Bases 1 to 303 code for a protein of 100 amino acids.
AUGGUAAACGAUACGACAGGAAGAGUUCCCCGAGCCCACAAAGAAGACAGUGAUUUAAGAAUAAGAGAGAAAAGUGAUCCAAGAAUAAGAGAAGACAAUAAUCUGAGUAUAAGAGAAGACAAUGAUCCAAGAAUAAGAGAAGACAAUGAUCCAAAAAUAAGAGAAGACAAUGAUCCAAGAAUAAGAGAAGACAAUAAUUUAAGUAUAAGAGAAGACAAUGAUCCAAGAAUAAGAGAAGACAAUAAUCUAAGAAUAAGAGAAGACAAUAAUCAAAGAAUAAGAGAAGACAAUGAUCCAGAAUAA